Plenodomus lingam JN3 is the source of this 261-nucleotide messenger RNA. NCBI's taxonomy places the organism in Eukaryota, Fungi, Ascomycota, Dothideomycetes, Pleosporales, Leptosphaeriaceae. The record is from RefSeq and is a predicted model, not a curated record.
AUGCGCAUUGAGGGCAAGUGCAGGGCAUGGCGUAAAGAGGCUGUCGCAUACUUCAAGCGAGGCCGUACAGAUGCGAAGAAAAGCGCAUCUGCCACAGAGCUACGCAUCGAGCAAUUGGAGAAGGCCGACACCGCUGGUGAACGAGUUCCAGACAUCGACACUCCCGUGCCAAUUACAAUUCCCGCAGACGGUGAGGGUGAGAAGGAGAAUACGAGACCGGCGAAGAGCAAGCCCGUAUCCCCACCGUCAUCUGCGAGGUAG